This is a messenger RNA of Spodoptera exigua (beet armyworm), 526 nucleotides long. NCBI's taxonomy places the organism in Eukaryota, Metazoa, Arthropoda, Insecta, Lepidoptera, Noctuidae. The record is from the annotation of a GenBank genome assembly.
AAGCGAACAAGGUAUAUACAAAAUGUGGAAAAUAAAACAAUGUAGUGAUGUCUGAAGAAGACAUAUCUGUGAUCACACCCUCGGAAACUAAUGGGAUUUAUACAAAAUCAGUGAAAGUUGAUGAAACUAAAAAUAAGAAGAAAAAAUACACUAACAAAGAAGCGAAAGAUGACAAAAAAGCUAAGAAGACUCUGUUACGACGACUACCGAGCAUUCAGAGAGCGGUGAUACCAGCGUUCGGGAGGUUUCGCAAUAGUUUCCGAAGAUUGAGUUGUUUCUCCAAACAGGACGAAGACGAGUUACCGAUGAUGGACAUACCACGACACAAGAGUAUCGAUAUCGGCGUGGGCCUGGCACGACGGAUGUCCCUGUUCCUUUUCACAAAAAGAACGGUGUGUGUGCAUCCUUACCAUCCUUACACACCACAACAGACCACGAGAAAAAUAUACGUUUUUACUGAAGAAAAAUAGAGGACUUUAUACGUCGUUCUUUUAAUGUUUACGUGGUGUCGAAUUCGAAAAGUGUU